Cottoperca gobio is the source of this 7653-nucleotide messenger RNA. RefSeq names its product XK, Kell blood group complex subunit-related family, member 6b (gene xkr6b). Gene Ontology annotation, biological process: engulfment of apoptotic cell; apoptotic process involved in development; phosphatidylserine exposure on apoptotic cell surface. Gene Ontology annotation, cellular component: plasma membrane. The coding region runs from base 1 to 1731 and encodes 576 amino acids. The record is from RefSeq and is a predicted model, not a curated record. NCBI's taxonomy places the organism in Eukaryota, Metazoa, Chordata, Actinopteri, Perciformes, Bovichtidae. The transcript is spliced from 3 exons.
AUGGCAGCGAAAUCCGAUGGUCGUGGGGUCGUCACCGGUUUCGCCCAGCUGCACAACCUGGACGAGGUGGUGGGGACGGGGGAGGACGACAAUCGGAACAGCAGCUCAUUCCACAUCUGCCACUGCUGCAACACCUCGUCGUGCUACUGGGGCUGCCGGAGCGCUUGCCUUCAUUACCUCCGGGGGAAGGGGAAGGGGAGAGAUGCGGCGCGUCCACCGCAGGAGGAGCGCCUCUGGCUGGACUGCCUGUGGAUCAUUCUGGCACUGCUGGUCUUUUUCUGGGACGUGGGGACCGAUUUGUGGCUGGCCAUCGACUAUUACCACAAGCAGGAAUUCCUGUGGUCAGGCCUGACCCUGUUCUUCGUGCUGGUGCCCUCGGUUCUGGUCCAGAUCCUGAGCUUCAGGUGGUUUGUGCAGGAUUACACUGGGGGCGGACUGGGCUCUGUGGAGGGGCUGAGUAGCCGUAGAGCUACAGCCAGUCUGCAAAGAGACAGGUGCUGCCGCCUCUCUGUCUGGGUCUGGCAGACCGUCAUACACAUCUUUCAGUUGGGACAAGUGUGGAGGUACAUCCGCACCAUGUACCUAGGUAUACAAAGUCACCGGCAGAAGGAGAACCAGCGGUGUUUUUACUGGGCUAUGAUGUACGAGUAUGCUGAUGUCAACAUGCUGCGACUGCUGGAGACCUUCUUAGAAAGCGCCCCUCAGCUGGUGCUGCAGCUCUGCAUCAUGAUCCAGAGCAACAAGGCUGAGUGGCUGCAGUGUCUUUCUGCCAUGUCCUCCCUCCUGUCCCUGGCCUGGGUGCUAGCCUCUUACAACAAACUCCUGCGUGAUUCACGUGACGACAAGAAGAGCAUGAGUUACAGAGGUGCCCUGGUGCAUCUGUUCUGGCGCCUUUUUACCAUCUCCUCACGGGUGAUCUCCCUUGCUCUAUUUGCCUCGGUUUUCCACAUCUACUUUGGCAUUUUUGUGGUGCUCCAUUGGUGUGCCAUGGCUUUCUGGGUCAUCCAUGGCGGCACCGACUUCUGCAUGUCCAAGUGGGAGGAGGUACUGUUCAACAUGGUGGUGGGUGUGGUCUAUGUCUUCUGUUGGUUCAAUGUACGUGAGGGCAGGACUCGGUACAGAAUGGUGGCCUAUUACACAGUAGUACUGUUAGAGAAUGCCAUCCUAAGCCUCCUUUGGUAUGCGUACCGUGACCCAGUCACCACUGACGCCUAUGCCUCUUUUGCCCUCUGUGGUGUCUUCCUGUGCUUUGCUUCAGGUGUGGCCUGUAUGGUUCUCUAUUAUGGGGUCCUACACCCAAUGGGCCCCCGGCUGAGGGUGCUGGCCAGCUCGUGCUGUGCUGAGCUUCUAUGGGGCCUUCCAUUACCCCCCGAGGCUGAGCCAAUGGCUCCCACACCAGGCCCCCGUGGCUCUCAGGCCACUCCCACACGGGGUCUGGCAGGGGAAGACGAGGAGUCAGAUGAAACACCCACGGACACCUGCCUUCCAGUUUUCCAGGUGAGGUCCACAGAGCCUGUGGAUGCAGCUGGCAGGCCCUUCCAGCCCGAGGGUCCUCUCAUUAAGAUAGACAUGCCCAGAAAACGCUACCCAGCCUGGGAUGCACACUUUGUGGAUCGGCGCCUGCGCAGGACCAUAAAUGUGCUGCAGUACAUUAGCCCUAAUGCGGUGGGCAUCAGGUAUAGGGACGGUCCACUUCUUUAUGAACUCCUGCAGUACGAAUCCUCCCUCUGAAGGUAUCUUCUCCCACAGCUCUGUCACCUCCUCUUACACACUAUAAUGCACAUGCAUUUCGUUUCUUUCACUCUGCUCUUCCUCCUCGUCAGAUAUUAUCUCUAUCCAUUUGCUCUCCCCUUCUCUCCUCUCUGAUCAUUAAAUUUUCCUGCAGGAGAUGUGUGUUAGUCAAUGUGUCAAGACAGUCUAAACACACUGCCAUGAUUUAUUUUUGAAAAAAAAAAAACAGUACAGAGAGAAAAUUAUGAACCUCCAGUAUCUGAUGUGAUAUAUACAGAAGUAUCAUAUAAAUCCCUCUACAUUGAUAGAGGAGGGUUCUGUAUGAGUGUGUAGAUAACAUAUGAAUGUUUCAUUAUGAAAUGUGUUUAAUGCAUUAUACUGUAUUGGUGAUUCAACCUGUGAAUACUUGUGAAGGGCAUAUUGUAUGUCCCUGUGACAUGGAACUGGCGCAAAGCCUGAUGGGAAUGAUGGAGGAGAGUCUCAGAGGGGACAGGUCUUUGCACAUCCCAACAUUUACUGCCAUUCUUUAUGUAAAUUAUUGAAAUGUAUGAUAAUGUUUACCAAGUCCUUAGCCCGUGAUUUAAAAAGCACUGAAAUUUCUAUCAUGAUACUGUAAAUUACAGAAAGGACACGAUCAAAGAUGUGUCCCAGAGAAGCACUUCAAAAUGGAUUUUCCCUCUGUGAGCUUACGUGGCUCAAGUGUAUCCUGGCUGUACUAUUUUUGUUCAAAAUCCUUAAUCAUAAUCGCAUCAUGUAUGGAAGAAAAAAGAAGCACACCGACCUUCAAUCAGUUACACCCACAUAUUCCAUUUUUACAGUGCAGACUGCCCUCCAGUGGAGGCAAGCUGUAACAGCAUGCCUUACUUACUCAUUUUUGCCCGUAGUUGUGACAGCACAAAAUCUUAGAAAAAACACAAUGAAAGGAAUGUAGAAUGUAGUUGAAAUGAGCACAACAUUUUUUUGGUGGGUAGAUCAUAACAAAAAACAUUCCAAAGACUUUUUUUUUAAAAGAUUGUAAGUGUGUAGUAAAGGGUAGAAGGGUAAAAAUGUGUGCUAACACAUUUUUGUUUGAAGUGCAAAGACAGCCUUCAAGGAAUCCUCCACCAUUCCCUUCUGAAUCCUAGAAAGUACUCCCUUAUACAAACUCCCUAUUUUGUUUUCUUAUCAACAAAUGUUUUAGGUUGAUUAAUAUAUGCUUAUUGGGUGCAAAGACUUGUAAUAAGUUCUUUAAAAAAAAAGAAAAAAAGAAAAGACAAAUCUGAGAAGAUAUUUCUAUGCUAUUAUACUUCAGUGCGUAUUUGUGUCCACAUUUAUAGUCAUUGACAUAACUAUAUUUUGCCAGAACACACUUUUUUACAUAACGGAAAAUGUUGUGCAGUGCAGUGUUAAAAGGUAUACUCCUCAACAUCAGUGUGCCCUCAAAGAGGUUAUUCUCUUAUAUGGGCGUACAGGUCAACUGUUCUGGCACCUGCUUGCGCAGUUGAAACAAAGCCAAAUCGCAUCUUACAGUACUGUCUUUCCAAUUUAUCUGCCCGUUGAACCAGUAGAAUCCUAGAGUCCUUGCAAAACAUGUGCCAUCUAUAGGCCUGCUGUGCAGCAAUUAUACAUUGCAUCUCCCAGCUGAAGCUGCGGGAGUUCUCCACAACGGAUACCCUUGGGACAACCACUGUAUUUACACAUGACAAAAAUGAAAUACAAUUUAAAAAACAUGCCUUCUAGGUCAAAGAAGUUUGACAAAAUUUGCAGAGAGGGCUACUGAACAAUUGAUGAAAAAAAUGAAUGCAUUUCAUAGUCCAAUUGAUACUCAAUGACUCAUUCGAAUAUAUAAUGUGUGUUUUCUACAUUUGUUGGCAUGACUUUAGUAUGAGGCAUUAGUACAAAUGCACCCAACACGGGAUGCCCAAGAGCCCUACACAAAGCAGAGAUCCCUUUCUCCUGGCUCACUGGCUUUCUGCUUAGCUGUGGCCCCAUGAGCCUGCUAACAUCGUACUGUAAAAGGCGGAUGCCAUGUAAGUCCAGGCCAAAGGUGAGAGGGGGUUUUUGCCAGGGUUGGAAAAGAACAUAAGGACAGAACGUGAUAAGGGGCCUAACUGAAGUAAGAUGUAUGACUCCUCGUAUGCUUGUGUGAGAAAGAUGGGUGUUUUAUUCUCAGCAUGUGCUGUACAACCUACAGUAUGUAUUAGGGGAUUUAAGUGUGCUUGCGUGGUGGAGUGUACACAUGCUUGUCUUGUGAGUCUUCUCAGCCCUUUCCCACAGUUCUGUCCUCUCGCCGAUUGUUCGGCUCCAUCCUCGGUUGCUGCUCUGCCCUCUUCCCCAUCUCUUCGGUGCUGGGCCUUGGUGCACUCCCAUGAAACACUCUCACACUCUCUGGUAACUGAACAACGGGGUUGAGGCUGAACAACUGGAGAUCCUGGCAUGAGAACAUGCAAUGAGGUACACUGCCAUAACCAAGAGCUUCAACAUCCAAGGUCUGCCACCCUUCAGCUUAAAAGCGAUGUUCAGCCCUGAGUAAUCAAGAACUGUUGGGUCAGCUAGGGUGGAGCAAACAUCCGUCACACAAUAUGUAUUGAUACACAUAAGUAUGCAAACAACCAACUUUCAACUUUUAUUUUCGUUCAACGUUCAUUGUUUACCAUAGUAGCCAGAGUAGUUCCUCUCUGUUGUAGUGAAUGAACAGCCAUGUUAAUAGCUAGCCAGUUAAUGUUAAACAAAAAAGAUAUUGUUAGACGAAAAAAUUAAUUAAGCAAAACAGCCAAUACAGUGGUUCCUCAGGACCAACAAACAAGACCACGAAACCAGCUGACUCAGGGGUGUCUCAAUGCAGUUCUCAUCCACCAGGCAUGUCCUCAAGGGUCUCCAUUUUUUCCUUACAAUAUUGCAUCCUGGACCACUCCUCGGCUGGGAUUGUAACACUAAAUUAUGGUUUGCACAUUUUUGUUUUCUUGGGAAUGAUUGCUCAGUCUUAUAAUUGACAGGGGGAGGGGCAGUUUUUUGUGGUAGUUGGCUGCCUGGCAUAUGGUGCAUCCUUUCUGCUGACCUUUUACAGACGUGGACACAUGUCCAAAUCAGGUGCAAAUACACUGUGAUUCAUUCAUUCAUUUGUGUGUGUGUGUGUGUGUGUGUGUGUGUGUGUGUGUGUGUGUGUGUGUGUGUGUGUGUGUGUGUGUGUGUGUGUUUGUGUGAAGCGACAGUAUUAUAUAGCACCAUAAAUAAGAUUAUGUAUCUAGUGGUGCUUAAUGUUGUAAAGUCGCAGACUAUUUAUGCUUGCUUAAUUGUGUCAUAACAAUAGUAGUAAUGACAGUUAAUUACACUAAUUGAUUUUAAUUAAGUCUAUAAAGAGUCUAUAUGUCUAUAUAAGUCUAGAUUUUUAUGAAACAUGCAGUAUAUUUUCUACAGAACAAUCAUAGUUUUGUCACAUUCUGUAAACUGGUGAAACGGAUUACCUAGAAGCUUAACAAGUGGGUUUUAGUUUAGUAUCUUUCUUGGUUUUCUUUAAAUAAUAAAACAGGUUUCAAGAGCUAAACUACUCAAGAGUGCAAUUGGAAGCCGUUACUAUACAAUGUAGUAUUCAGGCCGCCACAAUUUAUACCAUAAACAAGGUCACAAAGAAAUCCCCUACAGAGUAUUGUUUCUGUCAGGUUACCUGUCCAACUCCACAUCCCUCAACAGCCACAACACACAGCAAGAGCGUUUGAACAGCAAGCUUGUUCUUCUCAGUCCUUGUUGUGCCUUGUUACUUUGGGUGCUUAAAUCCAGCCAUGGCAGCCAAGUCCACAAACAACAAUGCCAAUGUCUUUCUUUACUUGUUGUGUACACGUGUCACCAAGAUGAUAACAACACCAAACGAUAUUCUCUCUGUCUGUCUCCCCAAACCAAAUCAAGCCAAGUUCUCAAUUCUGUCAGCUCACACCUCAUUUGACAACUCCAUUUAAUCUUACUGUUGCAUCCAAGAUUUCAUCCACAGGACUGCACCGUUUCCUCGUUACAGUGCUACAACUAAUCUUCACCGUGUGACAGAACCAAGUGGUGGGUAUGUGUCAAACCUAGUUAUAGGUUAUGUCAAAGACAUAGGAGAAAAAGUAAGGCAAUACUGAACAUCUUAUGUACUUGAACAUAGGAUUCUGCAUCUCUAUGACGUUGGAACAAGCUGAAACACAACAGCCCCAGUUGAUUCAGCGAGUUACAAUUAGAAGUUUGGACUGAGCUCAAAAGCGUUAGUUUUGGACUGUUGGAAGGAUACUCUAAGCAGAUGCCAGCCACGAUACCAAGCAAUUUGGUCAAUGAUUGUUUUGUACUUUUGUCUAUGCCUUUACAUCUUCUUCUGUCUUGCAAUGAUGAAUGAUUUGUGGUGCCAAGACGUAAAGUUUCUGUGUCGUUUGUCUCGUGUGAAAAAUACAUCCUCUAGCCAAAACAAUAAUGCCUGCAGUUGGAGUAAAACAUGAAAGUCAAUGUGACAAAAUGCGCAAAGAAAAAAUCACUUGCGUUGCAUUUGUCUUUCAAUGGAAUGAUGAAACAGGCCCGAUCGCUGAUUCACUUUUGAAUAACCUAAUUUCCUGGUUUUCCCACCACCUCCCAGCAUGCCUUUGGAAGUCAUUGUGAGGUGACCCUCAACAUUUAGCAUGUAAGUGCUCUCGACUGCACAACAAACCCUCUGAUUUCUGCAUUAAUGUGUAGCAGCAGGUCAUUGUAGUGUUUGACUUGGUUAAAGUCUGUACCUUUGUGUCAUGACCAUAUGUUUGACCACUGGAGCAGUAUGUUCAGAUGAACGGUGCAUUUUCUUCUUUUAUUUUUGAACCUUCUUUGAUUUCUGUUUAUAACCUGGUGCUGAAUAAAUACAUUUAAAAAGGUGCUACUACUGAGGACUGCAGUCCACUUUUUAGCUUUCUGAUAGCAUAGCCUUCCGGUUGACUGUGGAGCCUGCGUCCCACAUAGGUGCAGUCUCAAAAUGCUUGAGAGCUAGCACCUUAAAUUCACGCAGUUUACAGCAGAACUCAACGCUCAAUGGUGCCAUCUUGAUUUUCCAACGUGCACAAAAAAAACAAGUUACUCUCUGCAUAUAGUGUUUAAUAUACUGAUUUAAGCAUACAGUAUGUUAUUAUUUUACUAUGAUUCAAUCUGCACUAGGAUCUUUUUUCUUUCUUUUCUCUGAGAGAAUGAAACUGGCAAAUGAUAAAUGCAUCUUGUUGGCAGACGCACAGGAUCACAAAUGUACUUCUGCUACUGGAAUUUGGGUUUAAAAAAAAAAGAAAAUAGAACAUGAUUGCUGUGUUGUAAAUUCCUGUCAUCUAUAUGUCCUUAAUCUGUGUGUAUCUAAUUUUGUUGUUAUUGUAGAAUUGGCUGUAAUAUUUUGUUUUAAAAUGGAUUUGAUAUUCCAAUGAAGCGAUUAUGGUUGUCAUAUUAAUUGCUGCUGAUUUUUGAAAUUGUUAUCAAAUGUGUUGGGAAAUAAUGCUUUGUUUAUAUUCAAUCAAUUUCUAGAUUGUGUUAGCUUGUUGGUGUAUUUCACAAAUCUAUCAGGAUAUUCCCUAGACUAUAUGAUUUAUACGGGGUAUUCCAAAAGUUGGCGCAAUGUCAGUAAGAAAGUUUGCUACAAUCUGUAGCAUGUUUAUGAAAGUGUACUCAUACAACCUGUGUUGUAACUGAGAACAUAUAAGGAAUGGUUUCUUUGUUGUUGAUAAAUAUAAAAUGUAAAGUAAAUUGUUUAAUGGAAUCCCCGUUCUUUAAAAAAGCAAAACUGAUGUCCUAUUUUUGGGAACAAUAUGAAUAUUAUUAAUAACAUAUGGUGCUACAGUUCUUUUUGUAUGUUUUGGUUUUUAGAUGAAAAGAGAAAUAUUAUGCUGAAAAUGUAAUGUUAAGCCUUACUGUAGAUUCAUAUAUCAGACUGUUCAUCCCAGAAGAGAAAAAUAAAUAUAGUAUUUGAAAGUG